AUGCCGAAAAAGAAGCCGAUGCCAAUCCAGCUGAACCCGACCCCGGAUGGCUCCACCGUCAAUGGGACCAGCUCUGCGGAGACAAAUUUAGAAGCACUUCAGAAGAAGUUGGAGGAGUUGGAGUUGGAUGAACAGCAACGCAAACGUCUUGAAGCUUUCCUUACCCAGAAGCAGAAAGUUGGGGAGUUGAAGGAUGACGAUUUUGAGAAGAUCAGUGAGCUGGGAGCAGGAAAUGGAGGUGUGGUCUUCAAAGUAUCUCACAAACCUUCUGGCCUCAUUAUGGCAAGAAAGUUAAUUCACCUAGAAAUCAAACCAGCUAUUCGGAACCAAAUCAUUCGUGAGCUGCAAGUUCUGCAUGAAUGUAACUCUCCGUAUAUAGUGGGCUUCUAUGGAGCUUUUUACAGUGAUGGAGAAAUCAGCAUUUGCAUGGAACACAUGGAUGGUGGAUCCUUGGAUCAAGUGCUGAAAAAAGCAGGAAGAAUUCCUGAGCAGAUUUUGGGCAAAGUUAGCAUUGCUGUAAUAAAAGGUCUCACAUAUUUGAGGGAAAAACAUAAGAUAAUGCAUAGAGAUGUUAAACCAUCUAACAUUUUGGUAAACUCUAGAGGUGAAAUCAAGCUUUGUGAUUUUGGUGUCAGUGGACAACUGAUAGAUUCUAUGGCAAACUCGUUUGUUGGCACGCGCUCCUACAUGUCUCCAGAAAGACUCCAAGGUACUCAUUAUUCAGUGCAGUCGGACAUCUGGAGCAUGGGAUUGUCACUGGUAGAAAUGGCGAUUGGCCGGUACCCAAUUCCCCCUCCUGAUUCCAAGGAGCUGGAGCUGAUGUUUGGCUGUGUAGUGGAGGGAGACUCUCCAGUUUCUGAGACCUCACCAAGGCAAAGAGCUCCUGGCCGACCACUGAGCUCCUACGGACCAGAUAGCAGACCGCCAAUGGCAAUCUUUGAACUUUUGGACUACAUUGUCAACGAGCCACCUCCAAAAUUGCCCAAUGGUGUCUUCGGUCCUGAAUUUCAAGAUUUUGUGAAUAAAUGCUUAAUAAAAAACCCAGCAGAGAGAGCAGAUUUGAAGCAACUUAUGAUUCAUGCUUUCAUUAAGAGCUCAGAAGCUGAAGAAGUGGAUUUUGCAGGAUGGCUUUGUUCAACUAUAGGUCUCAACCAGCCAAGUACACCUACACAUGCUGCUGGAGUCUGAAUCUGGAGAGAAUGAAUCUUGUACUGUACAUCUGUUAAAACCAGGCUAUUUAUAUUUAUCAAGCUUGUAUCUGUUCAAAUGUGUAUUUCACCUCUUUAAAGAAGGAUGUCUGUUAUAGCAUGUGCCAAAUUGUUCGUUUUAAAUUCCUGUCCUAAAUUAAUUGCUAUUGCAUUGGAUGACACUUGUAAACUGACCAAAACGUGUGAAGUGUUUAAGUUACAGUGCUUGCAGAUUUUUUUAGUAAAGAUGGAUAUUUUUCUCAAUGGCAAUCUCACUGGUGGCAUUUAGCAUGGGGUUGCUUGAAAUCUAAUCAGGAUUCUUCGCAACUCGGUGGUACUUCAAUCCUGCUGAUCUAGUCUCCCAGAGAAGGUGGCAAGGGAUCCUCUUAAACAGCACCUGUCAAGCAUGCUUUUGCUGCUACCAACCUGCAUCUGAAAGUUAGUUAUAAUGGUUCGGACCUUGUUUUGGUUUGGAGAAUUCUUUCCAGUUAAACGAGACGAGAGCCCUCUGUCUGCUAAUACACAGGGCAUCAUUCUGUCUGUAGAUCUGGUCCUAUUUCUACAUUUUUAGAACAUAUCAUACUUGGAAUGGUUAGUGGUGUAUGUCAUCUUUGAUUUUUUUUUUUUUUUUAUUGGUAUUUUUUAAAUAAGUAGCUCUUCUCAAAUGUCCUACAGAAUCAAGGUGUAACGGUGCAUCAGACUUGUUUUCUUUUAACCCAACUAAAGACUUGACAGCUGUCUCUAGUGUAUGAAGAAUCUCUAUCACUUUAUUCUUUCAGAUGUUUAGCAAAUUUAAUCUCAAUAAAUAUGAUCAAUAACAUCUUUGGA
This is a messenger RNA of Gavialis gangeticus (Gharial), 2015 nucleotides long. It is a transcript of the gene MAP2K1, whose product is annotated as mitogen-activated protein kinase kinase 1. NCBI's taxonomy places the organism in Eukaryota, Metazoa, Chordata, Crocodylia, Gavialidae. The coding region runs from base 1 to 1188 and encodes 395 amino acids. Gene Ontology annotation, molecular function: ATP binding; protein kinase activity. The transcript has 11 exons. Gene Ontology annotation, biological process: protein phosphorylation. The record is from RefSeq and is a predicted model, not a curated record.